Messenger RNA from Mesorhabditis spiculigera, 777 nucleotides. NCBI's taxonomy places the organism in Eukaryota, Metazoa, Nematoda, Chromadorea, Rhabditida, Rhabditidae. The record is from the annotation of a GenBank genome assembly.
AUGGCUAGUCUAGAAUCAAAGCUAUUGGAUGGUGGUCAAGCCGGGUAUUGCAGCAGUUCAGAGGGAGAGGAGGAUGCAGGCGGAUGGAAGGUCGCGAAAGAUGAGGAUGAUCACCAGCAGAAGGUCAUGAAGAAAUUCGGGAACAGAAACACCGGCGCAAAGGGCGUUCUAUCUGAUUUUGCUGACUUUAGAGAAGAGGUGAAGUUCGCGCGCGAAAUGAAGGAAAAGGCGCUCCGACGGGAAGCUGAACGCGGCAUGCUCCAGACGAGCAAAGAGGAGCGGGAGCAGUUACAAAAACAAGAUGCCGAGGAGGAUGAGGACGCCUUGGAAAGUCUUCGUGCCAGACGACUCGACGAGAUGAGGAAGGCCCUCACCGGGCUUGUAGUGGAACUCGCGCACAAGGACCAAUAUAUCGACGCCUCUGAAACAAAGAAUGCGGGUCUUGUGCUAAUCUUGUUGCACGAACCGGGGGUUGAGAGCUGCAUCCGUUUUACUCAUUAUUUCAAGAUUUUGGCCAGCGACUUCCCUCACAUCAAAUUCCUUCGAGGCCGAGCUUCGCUGCUGGGACUUUCUGAAGGCUUUCAAGCAAAAGGCGUGCCCUGCCUUCAAGUCUGGGAAAAAUCAGUGCUCGUCGGCAAUUUCUUGAAGAUCGACUCUGAACUCCCUGAUGACUACAAUCAGACGCACAUCAUGCAAUUCCUCUUCAGAAAACAAAUCUCUUUGACACGCAAUGCCUUCGGCGAUUCGAUCUAUGAUGACGACGCCGAGCUCUCCGAU